GCCGUAGAACCAUGAGCUUCGUCAUUGGAAAAGAUAAGCUGCAAUCAGCGAGCAUGGAGAUGAAGCAGCAGGUGGUGCUGCGGCUGCUGGAUCAUAUCCUGCAGCCGUCGGUGUUCGAGGACGUCAGGAGCGUCGCCAACACCUGGAGGCUGGAGCAGAACCAGCAGGCCUUCUUGAAACCAGACGUAGUGGAUGCUUUCCUGGAAGUUUACCAAUCCGGCAUGCUGCCGCGCGCUGAGGUCUUCGUAGAAUCCAACUCCAAACACCUCCAAGAAGCCAUCAAAGUCUUCCAUCUCUUCUACUACGCCAAAGACUGGGACGAGUUUCUCAACGUUGCUUGCUGGCUCCGCGAACGCAUCAACCCUGGAAUGUUCGUCUAUGCCCUCACAGCUUCCAUGUUCCACCAUCCCGACGGCCGUGGGAUCUUACUUCCGGCCCCCUACGAGAUCUACCCCUACUUCUUCGUAAAUUCAGACGUAAUCAACAAAGCCUUCACACUGAAGAUGACGAAUGCUCAAAUCGAAACUGCCUUCGCUGAUUACUGGAAAAUUAAAACCGAAAAGAAUGUCGUCUCUAUCGAUUCGCGUACUACUCUUCGUUAUACGCUGUCUGUAGAUGACGUCCUGAGUUAUUUCACGGAGGACAUCGAUUUGAACACCUAUAUGUUCUACUUGCAUAUGCUUUACCCUUAUUGGCUCACUGGUGAGGGUUACGGCGUUGAAAAGGAGCGAAGAGGCGAAGUGGUUAUGUAUACGUGUCAGCAGCUACUAGCUCGCAUGAGGCUCGAACGACUCUCGCACGGUAUGAGGGAUAUUCAGCCCAUCAGCUGGGAUGAAACUCUGAAGACCGGUUACUGGCCUAAGAUCCGCCUGCACACUGGAGAUGAGAUGCCCGCUCGUUCGAAUGACACUAAGAUCGUCCACGAAUUUACUGUGAAGACAAAGGAGGCUGUCGAGGACUUUGAGAAGCUACUGCGCUUAGCUGUCAUCAAAGGACAAUACGAACUGCGUGAUGGUACGGUCGUACCAUUGAGGAAACCUCAAGAUGUUGAAAACCUCGGCCGAUUGUUGUGGACGCUGCAAAACCCGGGCGGCGCUUACUUCACCAACUUGUCCAAAAACCUGCUAACCUAUGCUACAUACAACACUAACAAGCACACCUACGUCCCAACAGCCACGGAUAUGUACUCGACUUCCCUGCGUGAUCCUGCUUUCUGGAGAGUCCUGAAACGCAAGCUUGAAGUCUUCCAGCUCUUUAAAAAGCAGUUGCAGAAAUACACGCGCGAAGAGUUAAACUUCCCUGGAGUGAAGGUCGAAGGUGUAUCCACUACGGAGCUGGUCACCUUUAUAGAUACGUACGACAUGGACAUCACUAACGCAGUGUACUUAAACGAGACUGAAGUUCGUAACAAGAAGUCCGAUUUCUUAUUUGUCGCGCGGCAGAGGCGGUUAAACAACCACCCAUUCAAGGUCACCAUCGCCGUGUCUUCUGUUAAACCUGUGGACGCUGUUGUCAGGGUCUUCCUUGGUCCUAAAUACGACGUCUUGGGCCGCAUUACUGACGUCAAUGAUAAGCGCAUGGACAUGAUAGAGAUCGACACCUUCCUAUACAAGCUGAAGUCUGGAAAGAACUCAAUUGUACGCAAUUCCACUGAGUUCCAGGGUGUGAUUGAGGAUAGGCCUUGGACGCGUCCUAUGUGGGAUGCUUCCGUGAAGGGCGCUGGUAAGAUUGACGAGAACUGGUGGUGGAAGGCUCGCACCGGCUUUCCUCGUCGCCUUCUCCUGCCUUUGGGUACCACUGGCGGUAUGGAGCUCCAGCUAUUCGUGGUUGUUACACCAGUUCACACCGGUUACAACUUGCCCAUAGUGGACAUGCACGUCAUGAACGAGCGUCGGUCAGGUCGCUGGAGCACCGGCUUCGAUGAGAUGCCGCUCGGCUUCCCGUUCGACCGCGUCAUCGACACUACCCAAUUCUUCACUGACAACAUGAAGUUCGUCGAUGUUCUGGUAUACCACAAGGAGGUGGAGUUGCCUAAGGAUUGGGAAACGACCGCCGAGCGCCGUGAUGACCUGUCUGUGUUAGACAAGGAUCUGCUUGUGUAAAUGUGCAUUCAUAUUUGAUA
This is a messenger RNA of Cydia fagiglandana, 2122 nucleotides long. Its product is annotated as basic juvenile hormone-suppressible protein 1-like. The transcript has 5 exons. The record is from RefSeq and is a predicted model, not a curated record. Bases 12 to 2102 code for a protein of 696 amino acids. Lineage: Eukaryota; Metazoa; Arthropoda; Insecta; Lepidoptera; Tortricidae.